Manduca sexta (tobacco hornworm) is the source of this 879-nucleotide messenger RNA. RefSeq lists its product as uncharacterized. Bases 1 to 879 code for a protein of 292 amino acids. The record is from RefSeq and is a predicted model, not a curated record. NCBI's taxonomy places the organism in Eukaryota, Metazoa, Arthropoda, Insecta, Lepidoptera, Sphingidae. The transcript has a single exon.
AUGGAUAAAUAUAUAAAAACAAAAACCACAGACGCACAGGGGGAGGGGAAACAUGUAGCCGGGAGUAAAAGGUGCCGAGGAGGCCCACGUCCCUUAGGGGACAAACAGUCCGCCGAGGAAUCGCGCGGGCGAACUCCCAAGGUGGGGGAACGUCCGCGUGAUGAAGUCACGGCCGAAGAGCGAACGCGGAGUGCUGGGUCAGACUCUGACUCAGCAUCCAGCGUGGCUAGCGUGGGAAGCUCAGUCGCAGGCUCCAGAUCCGUGGAGGUCAAGCCGGCAGCGGCGGAUUCACUCCGCAAGCCGAGUAGAUGCAGGACCGGGGAUUCGUCCUCCGAGGGCGACGGGGCAAAGGCCUCGUGCGUCACUUCCCGGAAACGGGGCGGAUCCCACUCCGUGGCUCGCGGUGCGAAGGCGAAAGGUCGGGUCCUCAAAGAAGCGAGGGACAGCGGGAGGCUCGCCGAAGAGGGGCGGCACCCGAUUGCCGCGCGGCUUCGAAGCACCGCAAAGAAAAGGGCCAAAUUUGAGGAGGUCGUGAUGGCGGCGAUUGCGAGUGUCCGCCAAAAGAAAUUGCGGACCUCGAAGGAGAAGGCUUCGCAAGAGGCCGCGGCCUCCAUUAUGGCGGCAGCAGCGGCCACCUUCUUGGAGUCGGAAUCCGAGUCGGAUAACGAGGGGAUGAGGGCCGAUAUCGCCCGGCUUUCGACGGAGGUUGAGCGUCUCUCUAGGGAGAACGCGGAACUCAAGUCCAGCCGGGCCUCUGCCCUCGCUCAGUCCUCUCGUCCUGCAGCGACGCCUCCAGAGGUGAGUGCGGUGCAGCCGGCGGACAGGCAACUCCUGAGCCUGAUACGAGAGGGCAUCCGCCAGGAUAUAUACAGGAUAUAA